Penicillium mononematosum is the source of this 1581-nucleotide messenger RNA. RefSeq lists its product as uncharacterized. The record is from RefSeq and is a predicted model, not a curated record. Lineage: Eukaryota; Fungi; Ascomycota; Eurotiomycetes; Eurotiales; Aspergillaceae. The transcript has a single exon. Bases 1 to 1581 code for a protein of 526 amino acids.
AUGUUGAAGAGGAUUCGUCACUCACUAAGGUGUUUUCCAAGACGCCGAUGCGAUUGUCACGACUACAGUCAACCUUCAGGAGCCCGGCCUAACCGUCCAGUGGAAAAGGCACCAAGACGCGCCCUGCGUCAACCACUUCCUAAGAAUGUGAUCAAAGGCGCGGGUCCAGCUAACCAGCCCCGAGGCAGUGAAGAUGAGGAUAGUAGCGAUGACUAUUACCCCCAAGCUACCCCCGCCAGCGAGUCUCACACAGGGAUAACACCCGAAAUGAGUAUGACAAAACUUGACGAUGAGUCUUCGUCUGACGAUAACCCAUAUCCCCUCUCAACCAGCAGUUUCCAUACAGACAGUCUACACGAGGUAAGCCAUACCGAUUCCAAUAACGCGGUUGCAUCAGGUGGUGACUCUUACUCCGCCGCAGCAAGAAAUCCACACACAGACAUUACUUCUGAUAUGAAGGAUGCUAGCCUCAUUGGGUCCCGAUACGAAUCAUUCCCCGAUCCAGGAGAAAGCUCUAUUUUCGUGAGUGCGUCUGGUCCAGGUGAAUACAAUGCCGACGAAGAGGUCUAUAACGGAGCUGACGACGACAGUCUCGAUCUGAACCUUGAAGACGUGGAAAUGCACGGUGUCUCGGUAGAACCCGAAGAACCCCAAUAUUCCAGCGGAUCAGGGUCGAGCAAUUCAAGCGACAGGAGACGUCGGCGAUCUCUGGAUAGCCAAGCACGAGCCGAUGCCGAACACAGGGGCCUUCAUGGAUCUAGGGGCAGCAGCAGCAGCAGCAGCAAACGCCGGCGUCUUGCUGGCUCAUCCGACACCGCAGGUGGGCGAGUGAGAACUGGGACCGAGCCGACUGUGAAGGACGUCACCAGGUACAGAAAUAAAGGGGCACAAUACCAAGCAUGGAUUGACGACCCCGAAGAGCCGGGGUGUCGAAUCCAACCGGCAAUGUUGACUAUAGAAGAGAUGACCGACAGAGCACAGCCAAUGCCUUGGACAAUCGAUGAAUCGUACUACGCAGUCGAGCCCGUGGCGCUAGAAGGUGGUGAUGUGGAAUCGAUGAAUAUUGCUCGCGGCGGUCCGCGAUACCGCUAUACAUAUCUCCGAAGGGAGCCGGGACCAAAUACGCCUGAGGUUAACGAAUAUGAACAUCGAGUUGCUCGUGGUGUUCUUGUUGCUGAGAGGAUCUACAGGGAAGAUGGUCCUCAUUGGAAUGAGGUUGCUCGGGCUCAAUACUUGCUUGAUUUCAACUUGAAAACGUUGAGGCAUGUUAUCUUUACCGAUAUCGGGAAUGAAGAGACAGGUCCAUAUAUACGUCACGAACUCUACCCCAGAUUUGGUGUUAGAUGGUCACAGGCAGAAGAGGUUGGCUGUAUGGUAUUCAGACAUGGUAGUGCUGAGUAUCAAGAACUACUCGGUACAAAGUUGGGUAAAGCAGUGGCUUGUCUUGUUCUUUCUUCGUUCCCUAGGGGCACGAUGCAGAUCACUCGUAUCGUCACUUGGUGUGAUUCAACUGCGCCGCAGAUGCGAUUUGAGAUUGAACCUGUUAUUGCUGCGCCUAUUGCUCUGGCUACAGCUGCAUGA